GUAUGUCCGGGAGUGGCUGGGCUGUAUGGUCGCCACCAGGAUCGUUUCACUGGAUGACUCAGACAAAUACUUCAUCCCACAGUCACUAAAACCGGGACUGAAAGCUCUGGGUUUCACAUUUUUCUAUCCUGUCAUGGGUCCUUUUACAGACAAAGCGAGGAACUGCUUCAAAAAGGACGGGCCUAAAGGUUUUGGCUAUGGAGACAUGCCACCUGGUGUUGUUGAAGCCAUUGAAGAGAAAACAGGGGACCCUGACAGCAUUGUAGAGGAGCUCCUUAAGCCGAUCACCAAGCCCAUAGAGUCGUUGAACACCAUACUUGACCUAGGCUGUGGAGGAGGAUGUGCAACUAGAGCGUUAAGAAAGCGUUUUCCAAAGGCAGUCAUAUACGGCGUCGAUUAUAGCGAGGAUGCGCUAACCAAAGCAAAAUCAACUGCCAAAGCUCAAGGCACAGAAAACCUGCAUUUUGUAAAGGAAGACGUGACAUCAUUGCCCGCCGACUGGACAGGGAAGUUUGACUGGGUCAUCCUGUUAGACGUGCUUCAUGAUCUGCCUGAUCCAGUUAAUGCCAUGAAAGAGGUUCGCCGCGUCUUGAAGGACGACGGAGUCGUGUCCAUCGUUGAUCCAGACCUACAUAGUAGCCAUAGAGACAACAUAGGAGAUGCUAACUUGGCAGGUGUAGGGUACGCCAUCAGUUCUGUGAUUUGUCUCCCUUGCAGUUUGUCGAUAGACGGCGCAGCUGGUCACGGCAUGGGCUGGGGAACCGAAAACAAAGAAAAGUUUUUAACCGGUUCUGGCUGGCUAGUGCAGGACAAACGAAAUAUCGAAAGUCCGUUUGCUUUGAACUUCACUUGUGUCAAAGCAUAACCAAAGAACUAGCAAGUGAAUCUCAGCAUGUUAAGAUAUUACUCUUUUCUUCCGGGGAAAAUGCUUUUAACCAGAUAUUGCUUUGAGAACACCAGACACUGUAUAUAUAAGAGAUAGUAUACAGCACAGCUUUUUAUCAAAUAUUAUCACAACACUAAACGCGACGAUGUAACAGCUGUACACAUUUUCCAAUUCAACAUUAAAUUUUCUCCUAAAAACUAUAUCUCGGAAUUCUUGGAUUGUGUUAAGACUAUUAGAAAUAAGACUUUACAUUUCGAUUAAGGAAGAAUGCUUGUUGAAGUAAUAUAGUGUACACGCGAUACUGAUAACACAGUAAACCACAGCAUCAACAUGAAAGGUAGAACUCUACCUCACCAUCAUGUAAGUGGUGAAACUGGGACAAGUUUUAUGUCUGUGAAAUAAUCUGUAUGUAUGACGACAUUUGAGUCAGAUUGUAAUGCACUUUUUUGUAAAAUAGCAAUUAAUCAGUAAAUGGGAAUAUGGUUUUUCUUGAGUAGGUCAUCUCUAAGUUACGUCAUCGAGUCAUACCAUUAAGAUAACCCUAAACAUGUGUCAUAAGCUUGACCUUAAACGCACAUCAUCAGGAUGACCUUAAGGUCGAGCUGUUACGUUGGCCCUAAGGUCAAGCUGACACGAUUACCUUAAAACAUAGAUUUAAGUCAAACAGUUAUGAACGGAUUAUUAUUUUAUUUUUAUCAAUAAGUUAUUUAUCUACAACUAAAGCUUACUGUUUAACGUUAUACAGUCGUAGUUGAUAAAAAUAUGAAUGUUGUUCUCUUCUAUGAUGUCCGUGUUUUAUUAGAUUAGGAAAACAACUGAUAUUUAAAUAUUCAUAGGUGAUUUUUUUUUUUUACCAUGAUACGGGCAAGUAUGCAGAGGACACACUGUGUAAGCAACCUGUGUUGACCCUUGUGUGUGAUUCUUGUGGGGGUUUUCUGUGAUAUUAUGUAAACAGAACAGCCACCAAACAGCUGUAGUCGUUUGAGUGUUUGAUUCGAUGGUCUGUACUGGGUUAUUUGAAGUGAACUGCUGAGCUGCACGGUCCAAAUACAACUUGGCGACAAGCAGUAAACAUGCAACAAAAGAGAAAGAAUAGUACAUGCAUUCGUCAAGAAAAUGUAUACAUGUCUUUAUUUGCUUGUGAGAGUUUUGAUGCCAAUUUGUUUUCGAACUCUAAUUAUCAAAUUAGACUAUAUGUGAUUGACAUCUUACACAGGACAACCAAUCAAAAUGGAAAAUCGUAUGUCGUGUUUGGAAUGUAUUAAAUUUAUACUAACAAUAGUAGCAAAACAUAAUAAGUCUCAUAGAUGUUUGAUACAUGUAACUAAGUAACAUAUUGUUAUUCUAUCUAUUGAUAACUGAAUAAAAAGCAUAUUUGGAAACAAAGCGUUGAGUUUAUCUG
Mizuhopecten yessoensis (Yesso scallop) is the source of this 2288-nucleotide messenger RNA. RefSeq lists its product as uncharacterized. The annotation marks the transcript as partial. Lineage: Eukaryota; Metazoa; Mollusca; Bivalvia; Pectinida; Pectinidae. The record is from RefSeq and is a predicted model, not a curated record. The transcript has 3 exons.